AUGGAACCCCGAGAGGAGGAGAACCAGCCGUUGAUUGCUCCCGGCUUCAUCCGAGGAACGGCAUCCGCAAGUAGCAACCGCAGCGGCGGGUCCUCCUGGGCCGUAGGAUCGCCUCCACCAUCUGCAUUUGAAGCGUCGGGAACCGUCGGAUUAGCACCAGUGACAGGGUCGGGAGCGACGGUAUCCCCUGUCCACACGGCGCGUUCUGCGGAUUCCACGUCUGCGAACUGGGCCUUUCAUGCAGAAGCCACAGACAGGGAUUAUCGAAGCCCGUCCGUCUCGCCAUUCGCGUCGCCAAUUGCGGCGUCUGCUGUGCCGCCGUACGCGGCGCCGGUUGCGGCGUACAGCAACCACGAGGCGUUCGCGUUUACUGUCGACAUGCGCGGCGAAGGGGCGGCAGGAGUGGGGCCAGCAGGAGUGGGGCCAGCAACAGGAGGGGGUGCUGCGGGGAGAGGCGGGGAGGUGGAGGACAGGGGGAGCGCACCGUGGGCGAUGGCGCGGGCAGUGGAAAGGGGGAUGAGCGGCGAUCCCGCUGAUGGGCUCGAGCAGGGACGAGGGUGGGGCGAGGAAGCAGCAAGGAGAGGGAGAGAAGCGUGGGGAGAGGGAGAGAAGCGUGGGGAGAGGGACGAGCGUGGGGAGAGGGACGAGCGUGGGGAGAGGGACGAGCGUGGGGAGAGGGACGAGCGUGGGGAGAGGGACGAGCGUGGGGAGAGGGACGAGCGUGGGGAGAGGGACGAGCGUGGGGAGAGGGACGAGCGUGGGGAGAGGGACGAGCGUGGGGAGAGGGACGAGCGUGGGGAGAGGGACCCCGCUGAUGGCGUCGAGCAGCCCCUCCAAUCCGCCCGCCUGGCACCAAUCAAAUCCCCCGAGCUGAGGGCCAUUCUGCAACUCUCCUGCUGGCAGGAGGUUGGCAGGCCCCCCUGUACCAACCACAACUCUCUCCUUCCCCCUCCCUUGCAUCCCCCAACUCCCCUCACCUCCCCUUUACCCCCUCCUCUCCCCCAUCAGCCGCUGCAAUCCCGCCUGGCGCCUCUAGAAUCCCCCGAGCUGAGGGCCAUUCUGCACAAGUCCGCCUCCAUGCUGCGCUUUGAGUCCAUCCGCCGCCGCAAGGGGUCUGGUUCCGACGACUCCCUCGCCUCGCAACAGCACCUGCUGCCGCCCGGGGCGGCGGGCAGCGUUGGGAGUGGACGGCGCAGUUUGUCCCGGGCUGACAGUGGCGGGAGUGCGGGGAGCUUUGGCAGUGCGGGAGGGGGAGGGGGGAGUGGGAGUAACAGCUUGAAUGUGACUCCGGAGAGUAGCUUUCACCGCGGGGAUAUGUACAGUGGGAGCAUGUUCGAGGCCAUCUCAGAGGUGCCUCCAUCAAGCGAGGCGGCAGGGGAGGGCGAGGGGGGCGAGGGCGGGCCAGAUUCGGUGUAUCUAUCAGACUGGGUGAUCAACCCGCAGGCAUCGCUGUACCAGCAGUUCCAGGCGGCGCUGCUGCUGCUGGCCAUCCUCAUCGGCAUCGUGGAGCCCUUCAACGUGGCGUUCCUCGACACCGAGAAUGUGUUCACGCCAGUCAACGUCUUUAUCUAUUGCACCGACGCUGUGUUUCUGAGCGACGUGUUGCUCAGCUUCUUCGUGCCCGAGUUCCGAAUGGGCGAGUGGAAGACCAGCCUCGCCACCAUUGCCGUCGAGUACCUACGGGGCAUGUUCUGGUACGACAUGCUAGCAGCGCUGCCAUGGGAUCUGGUGCUCAAGGGCGUGUAUCAGCCCACCGGCACCGCUGCUGUCGCCCUCUCCGCCUUCGGCCUGCUGCGACUGCUGCGCCUCAUCCGCCUCUGGAACGUGCUGUGGGACAUGGCCGUGGACGUGCGGUACGACUACAUCUCCACCAGUGUGCACAAGUUCGCCCUCCUCAUCCUCUUCGCCGCCCACUGGUCCGCCUGUGUCUUCUUCCUCCUCGCACGCGUGCGCAACUUCAGUGAGGACACGUGGGUGGGGCACUGUGAGCCCGACCUGCCUCUGCGCCCUCCACUCGACGCCUAUGUCACAUCCAUCUACUGGGCGAUGACCACCCUCUCCACCACAGGCUACGGCGACCUGUCAGCCUUCACAGUACCGGAGCGCAUGUGGGCAGCACUGUUCAUGCUGGUGAACCUGGGCCUCACGGCGUACGUGCUGGGCAACAUGACCGUGCUGCUCACCAAGGCCGACGCCCACACUGCCACAUACCGCGACCGCCUCGCUGCCAUCAACCGGUACAUGCGGGCACAUGUGGUGCCGGCCUCACUGCAGGAGCAAGUGCAGGCACACCUCAAGCUGCACUUCGACACCGCAGAGGUGAGGGACGAUGUGUUGUUGCACUGCCCAUCAUCCGUGCGCACGCUGGUGAAGCGCCACGUGUACUCGCGCUUCGUCAACUCCUCCUACCUCUUCGCCGGCACCUCCAAUGUGUUCCGCGACCAAGUGACAACGCGGGCCAAUGUAGAUUUCUUCCUGCCACACGUGGACCUGGUGGCAGCAGGCAACAGCACCACGGAGCUGCUCAUCAUUGCCUCGGGGCAGGCGCAGGUGCUGGUGCGGGACAAGGACGGCAACGAGAUGCAGUGCUGGAGCGGGGAGGUGUGGGGAGUGCAUGGGGAGGUGUGGGGAGUGCAUGGGGAGGUGUGGGCCCUGGGGAGGGAAGGUGUGGGGAGUGCAAGGGAGGUGUGCAGAGAGCAAGGGAGACCUGUGGACGGUGCGAAUGCUGUCGGUGUCCUUCCAUACCCAGCUAAACGCCGAUGUGCUGCCCUACCCACUCCCUCUCCACCCCCCUUAGAGAUCGCCUUCCUGUGCGACCUCACGGAGCUGUGGACGGUGCGCACGCUGUCGGUGUGUCGGGUGCUCUCCAUCUCACGAGACGACUACCGCUCCGUGGCUCGCACUCACCCCGCUGACGACCGCCACGUCAUCGCCAACCUGCUUAACCGGGCGCGCAGCAGGGCGGAGGCGACGGCCCGGUUCUACCCCGGCAACAGCACCAUGGCGGAGCUGUCUCUGCUGCUCAAGAACGAGGUCGAGCCCUUGCACAUUAGUUCAGUGGGUGCAGCAAGAGACUUCUGCAACGAGUCCAUUGCGUUCCGCUGUUCACCUCCCUCUACCCCACAUCUCCCUCUACCCCACAUCUCCACAUUCCGCCUGCCCACCUCACUCCCUCACUUCCACCUUCUUCGCCUACCCGCCUCCCUCACUCAUCAUUCCUCUGGCUCAACCCUUGCACAGUCUUCGUUCCGCAACCGGCUGGUGCAGGAGACGCUGAUGAACCUGUGCUAUGCUGCCAAGCGUGGCGACAUGCUGGAGUGCUUCCGCCUCGCCGCUGGCGGCUUUGAUGUGGCGGCUGCUGACUACGAUGGCCGCACGCCCAUGCACCUAGCAGCAGUGACAGGGCAGGACAAGGUGGUGCCGUCUGACCUCCUUCCCCCACACCAUGUCCCCUCUCUUCCCCCCACUUUCCCUCUCCUCUAUUCCCCCCUCCCCUCCACCAGCACCUAG
This is a messenger RNA of Closterium sp. NIES-65, 3510 nucleotides long. Lineage: Eukaryota; Viridiplantae; Streptophyta; Zygnematophyceae; Desmidiales; Closteriaceae. The record is from the annotation of a GenBank genome assembly.